AUGCCAUACCAGCGGCACAAGAAGCCAACAGCUUUGGAGUUUAUGUUUGGAGAACUCGAACGAGCUUCCGGUGAGAGUAAAACACUCGGUGGAAAACCCAAAGAUGAACUGCUUAAGCAACAAACGGACAGUGAAACAUCUGCUGCAAGCCCUUUACGCCUUUCCAAGCGCCGGGAAAUCCACACUCCCCACCUGAGCGACAGGCCUGGUGAGCCAACAAAUGAGAUUCAAUUGCCCAAUGGGAGCCUUGUUGAACCAGGGCGAGUCCUGGUCAAAGGAACUUGA
This is a messenger RNA of Penicillium malachiteum, 285 nucleotides long. RefSeq lists its product as uncharacterized. NCBI's taxonomy places the organism in Eukaryota, Fungi, Ascomycota, Eurotiomycetes, Eurotiales, Aspergillaceae. Bases 1 to 285 code for a protein of 94 amino acids. The transcript has 2 exons. The record is from RefSeq and is a predicted model, not a curated record.